AUGGGCGCAGUUUCGAAGGAGGUUCAGCUUUCGAUUGCGGCUUCUUCAAUGUUUCCUGGGUUUAGGUUUUCACCCACCGAUGAGGAACUGAUUUCCUAUUACCUGAAGAACAAGCUGGAAGGACCUGAACCUGGGAAGAGCGUAGAGGUCAUUCCUGAAGUUGAUAUUUGCAAUUUCGAGCCCUGGGACUUGCCAGCCAAAUCUGUUAUUCAAUCGGAUAAUGAGUGGUUCUUCUUUUCUCCACGAGGAAGAAAGUACCCAAAUGGCUCACAAAGCAGAAGAGCAACAGAAUUUGGUUAUUGGAAAGCCACAGGUAAAGAACGCAACGUAAAGUCAACUUCUAAUGUAAUUGGUACAAAGAGGACACUUGUGUUCCACAUGGGUCGUGCACCAAAAGGGGAAAGGACAGAAUGGAUUAUGCACGAAUACUGCAUGAAUGACAAGUCCCAGGAUUCUAUUGUUGUUUGCCGCCUCCGGAAGAAUAGUGAUUUCCAUUUAAAUGACACCACAAAUGGAGGUUCUUCAAGUCGAAAUCCUUUAUCAACUGUGCAUAAUAGUGAAAAUGCUGUCUCAGAAGUUGGUAUUGACCAUGAUAAGCCAGUUGAAUGCUUUUCGAAGAAGUCUACUAGCAGUCAUGAUUCUCAUUCUAUUGAGCAAAUUGAUUCUGCAUCUGAAUCCAACCAAAAACAGACAACAGAGGUUACACAGACAGAAUCUUCUGGCCACCAGAAGGGUUCUUAUGAUGAUGACUUUUAUGCGGAUAUACUGAAUGAUGAUAUCAUCAAACUAGAUGAAGUUUCAGUGUCUGCGUCUGCUGACACACUUCCAGUUCUUGCCAAUAAGUCCGAGGACGAACAAAAUUCUCACCAGCCUAUGCAAGCCAUUUGUAAUUCAGAAGCAAUUCCUUUCCAAGGUACUGCAAACCGAAGAAUCCAUUUGCGAAAGAGAAAGGAAAAGUUUCCUGCUGGGUCACUGGAAGGUCCCAAUUCACAAGAGUCACCAAAAACUUCAGCGGAUAGGAUGGACGAUCAACAUGUGAUAUUAUAUGUUUCUGUCAAGUCAAAAACAUCACAAGUAAGUCUUUGUAUAAAUGUUCUGCCGCAAAAUGUUAAUAUUAGACUUUUCUUUCUUGACCUGGUCUUGAUUUCUGUCGAAUGCUCGAGUAAGCUCAAGGGACAAGUAGUGGAAGGCAGCCCUUUGAUCCAUGGGAUCCCUAUGAAUUUCACAUAUUAA
Molecule: messenger RNA, 1233 nt
Organism: Prunus armeniaca (apricot)
Lineage: Eukaryota; Viridiplantae; Streptophyta; Magnoliopsida; Rosales; Rosaceae
Source: the annotation of a GenBank genome assembly